CCGCCCCCAGCAGAGGGCGCCGCCUCAAGCGGGGCAGGCCGGGCGGUUAGGCCGUGUGGGGUCGCGCCGUUACCUCCCACGCGGUGAACUGAGGCGUUGCAGGAGGCCCGCUCGCCAUGUCCGCUCCGGAGGUGGGGGGUGUUUUCCACAGAGCCCGGGGCAGGAUCCUGGACGCGUUUCCAGAAGAAAAGGAAAGGGAAUGGAAGGGCCCCUUCUACUUCAUCCAAGGUGCAGACCCACAAUUUGGACUGAUAAAGGCCUGGUCCACUGGGGACUGUGAAGCAAGUGGUGACGAGUGGGACCAGGAAAUCCGUCUAACUGAACAAGCUGUUCUAGCCAUCAACAAGCUGAACCCCAAGCCGAAAUUUUUUGUUCUGUGCGGUGACCUCAUCCAUGCCAUGCCAGGAAUGCCCUGGCGGAAGGAGCAGACGGAGGACCUGCAGCGGGUGCUCGGGGGCGUCGACAAGGCCAUCCCGCUGGUCUUCGUCAGCGGCAACCACGACGUCGGCAACACCCCAACAGCCGAGUCCGUGGAGGAGUUCCAGCGGACGUGGGGGGACGACUACUUCAGCUUCUGGGUUGGGGGCGUCCUGUUCCUUGUCCUCAAUUCCCAGUUCUUCUUCGAUGCCUCCAAGUGCCCCGCCUUGAAGCAGGCCCAAGACCAGUGGCUGGACGCGCAGCUGAGCACCGCGGGCGACAGGAAGUGCCAGCACGCAGUCAUCUUCCAGCACAUCCCGCUGUUCAUCGAGAACAUCGAGGAAGAUGACGACUACUUCAACCUCAGCAAGUCAGUUCGGCAGGAGCUGGCGGACAAGCUCACCAAUGCAGGUGUCAAAGCUGUGUUCUCGGGCCACUACCACAGGAAUGCUGGCGGCACCUUCCGGAACCUCGACAUGGUGGUGUCAUCUGCCAUCGGAUGCCAGUUGGGCAAAGACACGCAUGGGCUCCGCGUCGUCGUGGUCACCGCUGACAAAAUCGUCCAUCGAUAUUAUAGUUUAGAUGAGCUGAGUGAGAAAGGACUAGAAGAUGACCUGAUGCAGUUGAUGAAGGAAAAAUGAUUGUCCUUUAUGAUCUAUUCACUUUCAUUCCAUUGUUUUUUAUUUUGCCAAAAACAGCAGCUGCACACAAUCCCUUGUUUAAAUAUAAAAGUAGACCAGGCAGAUUUGUGAGAUUUUGUCUUUCUUGCACAAAUUGGGGUGUCAGGCUCUAUCCUAAAUUGUAUUUAAAAUAGAACUGCCCUCCCUUUAAAAAGGAGAGAAAGGGGGAGCCUAAAAGUAAAAAAAAUAUAUAAAAGUAUUAGAGUAUCUGUUCAUGAGCAUUUGAAUGAAUUCUCCUAAUGAUGUGUUUCUCAACUCAGCUUUUCAAUUAGAUUCUUUUCUGUAGGAUAUGGUCACUGUUGACCUUCUGACCUCAGUCCCAACUUGAUAUCCAAGGGAGAUGGUUGAUAAUUCCUUGAACGAACUGCACCUGAUUGUAUUAAAUUGUGGUUCUGCUUCCCAAAAUGUGCUAGCAACAAAACAGACAACUGCUUCUCCCAUUACCAGAGCCACGCAGACUUAUUUUAAUAAGAAGCUGAGGAGCCAGCAUUGGCUAUUAAAUUCCGAGACUGCUGUUACUGCUGAUGAUAGGAACAGAAUGCAGUUGAAAUAGGUCAUACCUUGAGUUUGCCUUCCUCGUGACUGAAGAUGUGACUUUUGCCCACAAACUGGCCAUAUAUAAAAAUCUCAUCCAAGAGAUAGAACUGAAGCCCUAAAAUGUCACCUCCGCAGUCCCUCAGCAGCACAGUUUGAUUCUGUGCACAUGCACAUCUGGUGCUGCAGGCCUCCACUGGUUGAAGUUCUGGUGGCAUUAGGCCUCCCCUCCAUCACCAAGACUCUUACCUGUGUCUGCUUUGACAGAGAAUGUGGGAAUGGAUGCAGAAGACUCAAAAAAAAAAAAAAAAAAAUAGCAUCCCAGUGGGCAAAAACAAUGCUUUCAACCACAUUGUCUAAAUUGGCCCCUACUUUGAUUAAAUGCACCAGUGCAAUAUCCUUUGACAAAAGUAUGUGUAGUCUUUAAAAUCAGCAUUGUUUGGAUGUAAUUCACUUUCCUGGGUCAUGUGGUUUGGGUUGCUAUUUCGUCCCGCGAAAUAGCAAGCCGGAGUCGCAUGAAAAAGACCAAUCUCUCCCUUUGUGCAAGCAGCAGCUUAAGCUUUAUUUUUUGCUCUUUUCUUAUAUAGCAUUUGCAGUGUUACUAUUUUUAGCAUUACUAUUUUUAGCUGAGCUAGGCUACUGUGCACUAAGAAGGAAAAAUGUUGAUCACAGGCGUACAUUCUUAAAAAAACAUUUUAGGGGAUGGGAGCAAUUUAGAACUAUCUGAAUUCAAAAACUGGAGAUGUUUAUGCAAGGUGCAAGAUCUCCUAACCCAAAAGUCGAACUGUGUUCAGCUCGUAAAUGUGGUGGUCCAUUAUUCCUUUAGAUUUUAAAUGUCACAUACCCUGCUACAGCGUCAUAUCGGCAGUCCCUGACCACUGUGUAAUUUCAUCCACAUACUCUUUUUUAGCAGUUGUCCUGGUGGACAGGUAACUUAGGUAUUCUGAAAAUCCUGCCAGGAAAAUUACGGUGUUACGCAACAACAUUAGGUAAUCCUAUGAAGACUUUAAACACUGACUGGUUACAAAUGAACUGGAAAGUUCAUUAAAUUAAAAGACUUUCUUGUUAAAAAAGUUUUAGUCAACAAAGCAAAACCAUGGGAAAUUACAUAGAAAGAUAAUUGGAUAUGUAAAUUCAUAAAGAAUAAAAGGCAUGAGAAGUUAAUUAUACUACAGAUCGGUGACACACCAUAGCUCAUUGUUAUGUGCCACAAGAAAAAUAAAAUUUUUCAAAAUUAGAAUGCUCUUUUUUUAGUAUUUUGCUGCAUUCUUGUGUAUUCAUUGUUCUUUGAACAGGUGUGGAUACAUGAGGUCUAGAGGUGGAAUUCAGUAAGUGGCGUAACUAAUAAGUCACAUGUUUGAGGCUGGGGAUGUGAUAAACACUCAGAAUUAGGUAAAAAGACUGCCGGAAGACCAGGGUUGUAAGUGUAUAGGGCUGUACCUCCUCCAUGGGGGGACGCACGGGGAAUGGGAAGAGUUCGAUGGCAGUGAACUACAGAAACCCUCUUUGCUCUUAUUACAUGUGCAAAAUCCUUUGGAUUGUGGCAUUUGGGUUUGGGGAGGGGGGAGCCGUGGGAUAUGGAGUUAAUUAAAGGUAAUGGAAAUGAAUCUUCCUAAAUCCCCUUCCCCCAAAACCUAAUAAGGAGAAGAAUUGUUUCAGGCAAUAAUAUGCUAAGAAAAAGGAAUCAUGAAACUCUCACCAUUUUUUUCGAGUAGCCAAACAUCAGUAUUCCCCAGUGGUAAGGACUUCAGAGAGGAGGUAGGAAAUGUUUUUGUAGAUGAGCCUGUAUCAUUCUGACAAUAUGUAAUUACCAAUGCAUUCUUUUUCUUUUAAAAAGAAUGACACUAAAAAAUAUGUGCCUUAUACCAUAAAAAUAAAAUAAAAGAACCGGUGAGCCCAA
Molecule: messenger RNA, 3531 nt
Organism: Choloepus didactylus (southern two-toed sloth)
Lineage: Eukaryota; Metazoa; Chordata; Mammalia; Pilosa; Megalonychidae
Gene: CPPED1
Product: calcineurin like phosphoesterase domain containing 1
Exons: 4
Coding region: 117-1058 (313 amino acids)
Molecular function (GO): hydrolase activity
Source: RefSeq, a predicted model, not a curated record